Felis catus (domestic cat) is the source of this 862-nucleotide messenger RNA. It is a transcript of the gene TPRKB, whose product is annotated as TP53RK binding protein. The record is from RefSeq and is a predicted model, not a curated record. The transcript has 5 exons. Gene Ontology annotation, cellular component: cytosol; nucleus; EKC/KEOPS complex. NCBI's taxonomy places the organism in Eukaryota, Metazoa, Chordata, Mammalia, Carnivora, Felidae. Gene Ontology annotation, biological process: tRNA threonylcarbamoyladenosine modification; telomere maintenance via recombination. The coding region runs from base 166 to 741 and encodes 191 amino acids.
CCUGGCUCCCAUUUGCGUCCGCCGGCGUCUCUCAAACUGAGGAAGGAGCUUCUCGGGAGGGACUUGCGCGGUUGCGGCCCAGCUUCCGGAAAGUGAGGGGUUUGUUUCCGAGGGGAAGGCCUUCCGGGAGGACCGAGAGUGCGCAGAAUCGUGCUUGUCUGUGAAAUGCAGUUAACGCAUCAGCUGGACCUAUUUCCCGAAUGCAGGGUGACCCUUCUGUUGUUUAAAGAUGUAAAAAAUGCUGGAGACUUGAGAAAAAAGGCCAUGGAAGGUGCUAUUGAUGGUGCAUUAAUAAACCCUAAGGUGAUUGUUGAUCCAUUUCAGAUACUUGUGGCCUCAAACAAAGCAGUUCAUCUCUACAGACUGGGAAAAAUGAAGACAAAAACUCUAUCAACUGAAAUUAUUUUCAACCUUUCCCCAAAUAACAAUAUUUCAGAAGCUCUGAAAAAAUUUGGUAUCUCAGCAAAUGACACUUCAAUUCUAAUUGUUUACAUUGAAGAGGGAGAAAAACAAAUAAAUCAAGAAGACUUAAUAUCUCAGGUAGAAGGUCAUCAAGUUUCUCUGAAAAAUCUACCUGACAUAACAAAUAUUACAGAAGUCAAAAAGGAUGAAAAGCCUGGAUGUAAACCAAGGUCACUGGGUUUUGAGGAUGCUACAGAGGACCAGAGAGAAUACAGAGAAAGAGAAUGUGGGGACAGACCACAGACCUUCAGCUUGACUAUGAGGUUUUUGACUGGUUAACAGCAGACUUGGUAGGAAAACUCAACUGUACUUUGGAGCUCUCUGUCCCCCGUUUUGAUUCUUAGUUCAAAUGUUACUUAACAUUGAAAUGUUUAAACAUUAAAUGUAUGAAACAAAUGUA